CAAGCAGCAUAUCGCUUGAUAGAUCGAGCAAGGUUUCGAGGUUUAUUGCACCGCGUGCUGCAAGCACAGCGUUCUCUGAUUGAUCGCUACCCGGAUGAUCUACAGCUGCACAACGAUCAAGCACUAACGUUUCUGAUGAUGGGACGUGAUGAUGACGCACGCAGAAUUUUCGAAAAUGUUUUGAAAAUUUCGCCGACGAACGGAGUGGCUCAAGCCUAUUACGGAUAUUUGUUGAAACUCGGAGGCGAUUUAGACAACGCAGUGUUGUACAUGCGUAAAGGCUUGCGAGCCGCAAGUGAUAUGAUUGCUGAUCCGAGGUACGAUAUUUACUCACUUAUCAAAGAAACCGUCUAA
This is a messenger RNA of Gongylonema pulchrum, 354 nucleotides long. The record is from the annotation of a GenBank genome assembly. NCBI's taxonomy places the organism in Eukaryota, Metazoa, Nematoda, Chromadorea, Rhabditida, Gongylonematidae.